Molecule: messenger RNA, 1041 nt
Organism: Symbiodinium necroappetens
Lineage: Eukaryota; Dinophyceae; Suessiales; Symbiodiniaceae
Source: the annotation of a GenBank genome assembly
GCGGUGACCGUGUUCAGCCUCGAUGAGGCCAGUGCCGAAUUCGUAAUGGUUCGCGACAAGGUGGAAAUCCCACAAGAAGCGGCCGAGUUCGCCAUAAAUGCAUCGCGCCAAACGCGUUGGUAUGCGCCUACCCGGGCGUUUGUCGACGCCUGCCUUGCCGGAAAGUCCGGCCCGUUCGGCAAGACCUACAACAUGCGCUGGUGCGCAGCCAUGGUCGCAGAUCUGCACCGCAUAUUGUGCCGGGGUGGAGUUUUUCUCUAUCCCGAGGAUGAGGAUACCAAGGGUAAGGGAGGGCGCUUGCGCUUGCUCUAUGAGGCCAACCCCAUGAGCAUGAUUGUCGAAGCGGCCGGCGGCGCCUCGACCACCGGCACUCAACGUCUUCUCGAUAUUGAGCCAUCGAGCCUGCAUCAGCGCAUCGGCAUCAUUAUCGGUUCGCGGGGCGAGGAUGGCGUCGUCGCCGUGAUUUUCGCCGUAAUGGCCAUACCGUUCAUCGCAAUGGCCGGAUGGGCCGUGGAUUACGUGCGGUUGCAGCACGUACAGGAAAAGCUUCAGAUCGAAGCAGAUUCCGCGGCUCUCAACGCUCUGAUUGAGGAUGUGGACUGGGAAGUUGUUCAUGAUGCCGCGAUGGCGGAGAUUGCGCGGAACUAUAAUGGAAGCUGGGCUCGGGAAGUCCAGGUUGAAGGCGAGUGGCUCAAUCAGUAUGAUUUUCGGGUGACAGCUUCAGCGGAUGUUCCGCUUGCGUUCAUCAAGCUGCUUCCUGGGAUUGGUGAUGUUCAACGGGUUUCGGUUGCCGCCGUUGCGCAAGUAGAGAGGCCCGACCUGAAAUGGGUGGCGCCCGAAUUUAGCGAACUGAGCUACGAGGCGGCCGACUUCAAUCGGCUUUGGCUCUAUUGCUACUGGAUAGAUCGGCCGGAAGGCGAUCCAAGCCAGCCAAAACGCACCCAGAUGGUGCCUAUCGCGGACAAUGGUGGUUCGAGCGCCAACCGUGACCUGCGAUUUGUUCCCGAUCCUGGCGAUCCCGCCGAUCCCGAUAAUCCAAUU